GAAAGGGGCAAUUCAGGUUGCUGAGGCUGUGACUGGCUUUGUGGUCCUGGCUGUGUUGACUCUUCUCUGGAUGCUUUGGAUAAACUGGUGGACAGCUGAGAGCUGCCCUCUGUCAGCAGAGUGCCGGUGUCUGCAGCCUCCAGCUGUACAUGGGAUCUUGUUUGCUGACAACUGGGAACAUUUUUGGAUGGAGCAGUUGUGACUCUACUGAAGGUUUCUUGUGCUAAUUCACUCCUAAUUACCAAAGGCUGGCAAUUUGACCCUGGCCAAUGUAUAUAGCACUUACCUCAACUCCACCAGAAAUGAAUGCCAACAGUAUGCCUAAACAAGUCGAGGUGAGGAUGCAUGAGAGUCACCUGGAGCCCAUAGAGCCCAGGCCUCAGUCCAGAUGUGCCAAACUCUGCUCCAAAAUGUUCAAGAACCUUCUGCUCACACUCACCGUACUGGGUGUGAUCUUGGGAGCUGUAGCGGGGAUGUUGCUUCGUGUUGCUGCCCCAAUCCACCCAGAUGUCGUCAUGGUGAUUGCUUUUCCUGGAGACAUCCUGAUGAGGAUGCUGAAGAUGCUGAUCCUGCCACUCAUCAUCUCUAGUUUAAUCACAGGUCUGGCCGGUUUGGAUGCCAAAUCUAGUGGUCGCCUGGGCACCAGAGCUAUGGUCUACUAUAUGACCACCACGGUUAUUGCUGCUGUCCUCGGAGUCAUCCUGGUGUUAGUCAUCCACCCUGGCAACCCCAAAUUGAAGGAGGGCUUAGGCGAGGGCGAGAAAAAUGACGAUGUGUCCAGCUUAGAUGCCUUCUUUGAUCUUAUCAGGAACCUGUUCCCAGAGAACCUGGUGCAGGCUUGUUUCCAACAGAUCCAGACGGUUACCAAGAAGGUGGAGGUGGUUGUUGAGGAGGACAUCAAUGCCACCGCUGUGGAAGGGCUGGUGGCUAACAUUACCAUGGAACCUCAGUAUGUCAUCAAAAAGUCCCUGCAGUACAAAAGUGGCAUGAAUGUUCUGGGUGUGAUUGGUUUCUUUAUUGCAUUUGGCAUCUGCAUGGGCAAGAUGGGAGACAAGGCCAGACUCAUGAUCGACUUCUUCAACAUCCUCAAUGAGAUUGUGAUGAAACUUGUCAUCAUGAUCAUGUGGUACUCUCCCUUUGGUAUUGCCUGUCUGAUCUGUGGUAAGAUCAUCUCCAUCAAGGAUCUGGAGGUGGUGGCCAGGCAGCUGGGCAUGUACAUGGUGACUGUGAUUGUUGGCCUCAUCAUCCACGGGGCAAUCUUCCUGCCUAGCAUCUACUUUAUUAUCGUCAGGAAAAACCCCUUCACCUUCUUCUUGGGCAUCUUCCAGGCCUGGAUCACUGCUCUGGGGACAGCCUCCAGUGCUGGUACACUGCCUGUCACCUUCCGUUGUCUGGAAGAGAACUUGGGUAUUGACAAAAGAGUCACUCGUUUUGUGCUUCCAGUUGGUGCCACAAUCAACAUGGAUGGAACUGCUUUGUAUGAGGCUGUUGCAGCCAUCUUCAUUGCCCAAAUGAACGGUGUCGUUCUUGACCCGGGUCAGAUUGUCACUGUCAGUUUGACAGCCACCCUGGCCAGUGUUGGAGCAGCCAGUAUUCCCAGUGCUGGCCUGGUUACUAUGCUGUUGAUCCUGACUGCUGUAGGCCUGCCAACCCAAGACAUCAGCCUGCUGGUUGCUGUCGACUGGCUGCUGGAUCGAUUCAGGACCUCAGUGAAUGUGGUGGGUGACUCUUACGGUGCAGGCAUCGUGUACCACUUGUCCAAGGCGGAGCUUGAUGAGCUGGACGCGCACAUGGCUAAGUCUGAUGACAUCGAAAUGAUGACGAAGACCCAGUCUUAUUACGACGACAUGAAGAACCACCACGAAAACAAUUCCAACCAGUGCGUCUUAACCGCUACCACAGCCACUACCUCCACAGCUAACAAUUCUGUCAUAGUAGAUGAAUGCAAGGUAACCUCAGCCACUAACGGAUCUGCUGCGGAGUGCACGCUUGUUGAAGAGGAACCAUGGAAACAUGAAUAAUGGCAGCACAGAGAUCCCCUGCUCCUGGGCUCCACAAGCUUUCAUAUCUGGUGAUAAAAAAAAGAAUGAAUGAAAAAAGGUCACACAAACAGAACUACUAAGUUUUUUUAUGUAGUUUAGCUUUUUAUUAGUCCCUUUAAAAGUUUUUGUAACUGUCUAUCUGACUGAUAUAUAAUACUAAUUCACUUAACCGUGAAACAAUAACAGAGGUAUACUUCUGAUUCUGAUUCUUUACCUGUUAGAGCACAGUUAUGUCCUACAGUAUAUUGCAGAUACUUGCACAAUGUACUUCAAGUCUUGGAGAAGGAAGGAAGAGAAAAAAUGUUAGAUAAGCUGUUCUUAGCAUUAUGUCCUGGUUCUAUAUUAUAAGAUGAGAGGACAGGUUUCAUGCAGGUGAUUCAUUUUUCCAGUGUGAGGGGAUGAGCAAGAGUUCAAGCAUUCACCAUGGCAAGCGAUGUAAUGUUUGAGCUGAACUUCCCUGCCAGUACGGCCACAUACAGAAUGUGUGACAAGGCCACUGCUUUUCCUCUUCAGCUCAGUCUCUCAUCUAAAAACAUCUCUUAGCUGCUAGAGCCUUUGAAGUGCAUCAGACUGCGUUGGCCCAAUGUUGCCCACUGUCCCAGAGGUCCAGCAAACUGAUGCGUAGCAGAAAGAUCAAUAACGAAUAGGAAAACCAUGCCGAGCCUUAUAGCCUACAAGCACCGUCACCGUAGAAGUUAUAAGCACAAAUCCAGCAGAAUAACAUCCACUACCACAAGCCUCUUUUUUUUUUUAUCCCCGUUACUUUUCUUUUUUAAACUACUGUUAUGAAAAGGGACUUUUUUUUCUUUGUGUCACCAGCUGAGUGGGUUAGAAACAUUUCUGUGUGUGUGUUUGCAUGUGUGACAGAGAGCGAGAGGGUUAAGAAGUCAGUUAUAGGGACCAAACAGGCAGAAAACUGCCUUCAUGACACACAAUGCAUUUUUAAGUUUUCUUCCAUUCUAACUCUGGUACAGUUGCUUGAUGUUACCACUUUCUUCUGAUAAAACUUCUAAACUUAAGCAAAAAAAAAAAAAAAAUCACUGCCCUAAAUAUGAAGCUUUUUACAAUACUCUCCCUUUUACCAAAAAUAACUUUGUGAUGCACUGAAAUUUAAAUUAAAUUAGCAUCAACAUAAUUAUUAUGAUGAUAAACAAUAAUAAAUAAUUGACCUAUCUGGAAAAAAAAAACUGUUGCACCAAAUAUAUAGAGCACAAACAAAUCGACAGAGCACAAAUGCCAGUGAAGAUAAUGAUAAGUCAGUGGCAUAAUCACUAUGUCAUGCACAUUAUUGUUCCAUGUCGACACUGACUAUAAGUGUGUCAAAUAAAAAAUAAAAAACACACAUUAAGAUUCUCAGGCUUUCAUGUUUACUCCUUUAUAGGGGAAAAUGUAAUCUUAAAAUGUUUACUUGCUCCAACUAGAGCUUUUCAUCUUAAGAAAAUGGCCUCUUAACUGCACAUCUGUGGAAAGUUGCAAAGGUCUUUGUUGAAAAAAACUUGUAUGAUGUGAUAAUAUGACAGCACACACACACUUAUUCAGUCCACAUGCCAGCUGUUGAAUGAUCCUGACUUUGUGGACUAUCUGAAAUCACAGACGUGGCCAUUAUUGAACACUGAAAAAGUACACAAGGCAAACUACCAGAAAAACCCUUUAAAAAGACAAGGGCGAAGAAGGGGUGCUCGGCUGUCAGUUGGAUUCUUAGCUCGCAUAAACAGAGACAGAUAAUUUAUAAAACACUCCUUGGAUAGGCUUGCCAGCUUUUUGUUCAGCCAAACCUAAAAAUGUGAAGAAUAUAUUUUAGCCACCAGAGCUCAUGACUGUUUCUACAAACCCUGGAUGCUGCAGCUGUGUGUCCAUUUUGGCAAAAAAAACUAAGAACAGAACAAGGGACACAUAUGAUGCAUUAUACCAGAAUGUUGCCAACGAUCAGGUAAAAUAUACAGUUUAUAUAUGUAUAUUCCUCUCAUAGAACCAAAUGGCUUUAAAAAGAUUCACAAACAUACAAACAGAGCUGGACUACUGGCUGUUAAUCUUUUUUAGCCUGUGUGAGUGAGAGGUGAGAUUUCUGUGAUGUCAGUGUGGAUUUGAUUUUUUAUUCAUCAGUAUUGUGUCCUUCUCUCUUGUCUAAUUACUUUGAUUUGUGUUUGACAACCUUGCCUUGAAGAUGUUCUCUUAAGACAGAUGCAAACAACAGAUGCCAAUUAAAAUAACACAAGUUAACAAAACAUUUAGUGCUUAGACUGUCCUUUAGUUCCUGAAACACACUUCCAGCAUCUUUCACUGCACAAACUGAUGACACACAACCAUACACACUAAAUCAAGCAUGCACACACCCUCUCACAUGUUCAUAGACACAGACAUAUUCUCAUACUUUUUAAAUGCACACAUAUAGACCCAUGCCAAACAUUUAAACCUUGAAGAUCAUUAUGUUUAGAAUUACGAUCUGAAACAGCACUGACAACCGGGCCAGGCCUUGUGAGCCUGACCUUUCGACCUUGUGAUCUUCAGGAAGAAAUCGUUCCAGUGAGGAGAGAAUGCAGACCAUGUCACCAAUGGGGAUUGAGUGUUGAACCACUAUUAUGUUCAAACUCAUGGUUUUAGAAGCAUGAAUAAAAUAAAAUGAGAUUAUUUUUUUGCACCACUAUCUUAAAAGCAUGAUAUUUUGAAGUGCCUCCUUGCACUUUGUGUAUAUAUUGUAGGUAACAGAUUGGUUCUUUGCUUGUUUUGUUCCUUUUUGUUGUCUUUUCGGGGGCAUUGAAAUGAAAUGUAGGAGUAUAGUUUCAUUGUGUGACAUUUUUAAUGUAAUCCUCUAGAAAAGAAAUUAUAUCAUCUGUUCUGAGUAAAAAUAGAGUAGACAAAAGGUAUAGAAAGGAAAUUGUGGCAUAAAUUGCUUGUUUUUUAUUCCCUAAUAGCUGUUAGCUUGUUGUUUUACUUACCAGUCACACUCCAAUAUAUAAAUAUCUUUUUUAUUCUAAUGUAAGCAUUCUGAAUGUUCGUUCCAUGAAGAUAUACAGUAAUCAGUGUGCAUUCAUUUUCACUGUACAUAAAUAAAUAUACAGUAUAACUGUUCUGUUCAGUGGCAACGCAGAAUGUUCCAGAAAUUACAGUGAUUCUGUAGCCAAUACUGUCUGCAUGAAGAAGUGAAAGAAAGAAAAAAAGCAAAGGGACGUUUGGUAGGGGGCCAACAUUAGUUAUUUUGCUGGGAAUUACUGUGAUACAUUGAAGAAGAGAGAGA
Messenger RNA from Monopterus albus (swamp eel), 5277 nucleotides. It is a transcript of the gene slc1a2b, whose product is annotated as solute carrier family 1 member 2b. Gene Ontology annotation, molecular function: neutral L-amino acid transmembrane transporter activity; glutamate:sodium symporter activity; L-glutamate transmembrane transporter activity. The record is from RefSeq and is a predicted model, not a curated record. NCBI's taxonomy places the organism in Eukaryota, Metazoa, Chordata, Actinopteri, Synbranchiformes, Synbranchidae. The transcript has 11 exons. The coding region runs from base 270 to 2021 and encodes 583 amino acids. Gene Ontology annotation, cellular component: plasma membrane. Gene Ontology annotation, biological process: L-aspartate transmembrane transport; L-glutamate import across plasma membrane.